AUGGUCAGCUCCUGUUGUGGCUCUGUCUGCUCUGAGGAGGGCUGUGGCCAAGGCUGCUGCCAGCCUAGCUGCUGCUGCCAGACCACCUGCUGUAGGCCCACCUGCUGCAGACCCAGCUGUUGCAGGCCCAUCUGUUGUGUGUCCAGCUGCUGCAGACCCAGCUGCUGUCAGUCUGUCUGCUGCCAGCCCACUUGCUGCCGCCCCAGCUGCUGUGUGUCCAGUUGCUGCAGGCCCAGCUGCUGCCGCCCCAGCUAUUGCAUUUCUAGCUGUUGCAGGCCCAGCUCCUGCAGCCCCAGCUGUUGUGUGACUAGCUGCUGCAGGCCACAGUGCUGCCAAUCUGUGUGCUGCCAGCCUACCUGCUGCUGCCCCAGCUGUUGCAGCCCCUGCUGUGGUAGUUCUAGCUGUUGUGGAUCCAGCUGUUGCAGACCCAGCUGCUGCAUUUCUAGCUGCUGUCGCCCCAGCUGUUGCCAGGCCACCUGCUGCCGCCCCAGCUGCUGUGUGUCCAGCUGUUGCAGGCCCCAGUGCUGCAUCUCCAGCUGCUGCCGCCCCAUCUGUUGCCAGACCACCUGCUGCAGGACCACCUGCUGCCGCCCAGCAUGCUCUAGCUGCUCUUGCUGCUGA
Messenger RNA from Apodemus sylvaticus (European woodmouse), 621 nucleotides. RefSeq names its product keratin-associated protein 4-2-like. Gene Ontology annotation, cellular component: keratin filament. The transcript has a single exon. NCBI's taxonomy places the organism in Eukaryota, Metazoa, Chordata, Mammalia, Rodentia, Muridae. Bases 1 to 621 code for a protein of 206 amino acids. The record is from RefSeq and is a predicted model, not a curated record.